Oryzias melastigma (Indian medaka) is the source of this 1957-nucleotide messenger RNA. Its product is annotated as elongation factor 1-alpha. Gene Ontology annotation, molecular function: GTPase activity; GTP binding; translation elongation factor activity. Bases 252 to 1637 code for a protein of 461 amino acids. Gene Ontology annotation, biological process: translation; translational elongation. The record is from RefSeq and is a predicted model, not a curated record. Lineage: Eukaryota; Metazoa; Chordata; Actinopteri; Beloniformes; Adrianichthyidae. The transcript has 8 exons.
UUUUUCCCACUUGUUUGGGUUUACAGAGUCGGUGUUUGGCGGAUGAGGCGCCUCAUCCGGCGGCGUGCUGACGUUUUUUUGCAGGAAAGUGUGUGAUUUGCGGGGUUUGCACCGGGGAGGGGGGCGGAAAUACAGGCCGCCUCCCAGUCCGUAUAAAAGCUCCCAGUCCUGCUCCAGUCUUCCUCUUUCUGUUACCUGGCUAGGGGCAGCAGCUUUGGCCGUGAAAACCCAGAAACACCGAAACAUACAAAAUGGGAAAGGAAAAAACCCACAUUAACAUCGUGGUCAUUGGCCAUGUCGACUCCGGCAAGUCCACCUCCACCGGUCACCUGAUCUACAAGUGCGGAGGAAUCGACAAGAGAACCAUCGAAAAGUUCGAGAAGGAAGCCGCUGAGAUGGGUAAGGGCUCCUUCAAGUACGCCUGGGUGUUGGACAAACUGAAGGCUGAGCGUGAGCGUGGUAUCACCAUCGACAUCGCUCUGUGGAAGUUUGAGACCAGCAAGUACUAUGUGACCAUCAUUGAUGCCCCUGGACACAGAGACUUCAUCAAGAACAUGAUCACUGGAACUUCUCAGGCUGACUGUGCUGUGCUGAUCGUCGCUGCUGGUGUUGGUGAAUUUGAAGCUGGUAUCUCCAAGAACGGGCAGACCCGUGAGCACGCCCUGCUGGCCUUCACUCUUGGAGUGAAGCAGCUCAUCGUUGGCGUCAACAAGAUGGACUCCACCGAGCCCCCUUACAGCCAGGCCCGUUUUGAGGAAAUCCAAAAGGAAGUGAGCACCUACAUCAAGAAGAUCGGCUACAACCCAGCUGCUGUUGCUUUUGUCCCCAUCUCUGGAUGGCACGGAGACAACAUGCUGGAGGCCAGUGACAAGAUGAACUGGUUCAAGGGCUGGAAGAUUGAGCGUAAGGACGGAAAUGCCAGUGGAACCACUCUCCUGGAAGCUCUUGAUGCCAUUCUGCCACCAUCUCGCCCCACCGACAAGCCCCUGCGUCUGCCCCUGCAGGACGUCUACAAAAUUGGCGGUAUUGGAACAGUCCCCGUCGGUCGUGUUGAGACUGGAGUCCUGAAGCCCGGCAUGGUCGUCACUUUUGCUCCUCCCAACCUGACCACUGAGGUCAAGUCAGUGGAGAUGCACCACGAAUCUCUGCCGGAAGCUGUGCCCGGUGACAACGUGGGCUUCAACGUCAAGAACGUGUCCGUCAAGGAAAUCCGCAGAGGAUACGUCGCUGGUGACAGCAAAAACGACCCACCAAAGGCCGCCGAUAGCUUCAAUGCUCAGGUCAUCAUCCUGAACCACCCAGGCCAGAUCAACCAGGGUUAUGCCCCUGUGCUGGAUUGCCACACUGCUCACAUUGCCUGCAAGUUCAACGAGCUCAUUGAGAAGAUCGACCGUCGUUCUGGCAAGAAGCUGGAAGACAACCCCAAGUUUGUCAAGUCUGGAGACGCUGCCAUUGUCAAGCUGAUCCCACAGAAGCCCAUGGUUGUGGAGCCCUUCUCCAACUACCCUCCUCUUGGACGUUUUGCCGUGCGUGACAUGAGGCAGACCGUGGCUGUCGGAGUCAUCAAGGCCGUCGAUACCAAGGAAGUUUCUGGCAAGACAACCAAGGCUGCAGAGAAAGCCCAGAAGAAGAAAUGAAUGGUCGUGCAGGAUGCCAAACAAGACGUGUGCCGGCAGCAGCAGGCAACUGCCUCCCAUGCAUCUUCUUCCCAUCCCUGGUUAUCUACUCUGAGGCAUAGUUCUAUUCUCAAGGACUGGCUUAUGCUGAUUAAAACCCAUCGCAAAAGUUUUCGCAGGAAAAAGAAAUGUGGCAUAGUCGUCUAACUGAAUCACAGGACGGUGCCUCUUUAACUUUGAAUUUAAAAAAAAAAAACUGUUUCAUUGUUCAAAUGCCACAAGUUGAUUGGAACAGAAGCUGCUGGUAACUAAUAAAAUAAAUGUCUUUGAAAAAAUCGCAA